AACAUAAGGCCAAUACGUUGCCAGUGAAUCACAGACACAAAAUUGAGCCAUUAAUGAACGGAGUCGGAGGCAAAUUGCAUAUCAGUGUCGUCCAUAAGGCACUGGAUGCUGGCGAGUACAUCUGCACUGUUAAGGGCCCUAAUGGUAAGGCAGUGAAGGGAAGUAUUAUACUUAACGUACGGCUGGCCCCGCAAAUCGACGAGCACUCGCUGCCCAAUCACAUCAGCACUAAGCAGGGGAUGCGAGUGAAGCUCAUGUGCUCUAUCGUCGAGGGCGACCCUCCCAUCGACAUCCGGUGGUUCAAAGGCAUCGCACCAGUCGUGGCCACCGAAACCAUUUCCCUCCAGAACUCCGAAGACUAUUCGCUGCUCACCUUCAAGAGUGUUACUCAUGAGGAUAUGGGCAACUGGACGUGUAAGGCUUGGAAUGACGUGCAGAGCACUAACCGAACGGUGCAUUUGGUGGUCAAUGUGUCGCCGACCUGGAGGAUUGAGCCCAAGAAUGUGAACGUCGUUUUGGCCAGAAGUGUGUCCAUUGACUGCUCGUCGGAGGGGUCGCCCACUCCCCGGAUUUCGUGGAAGAAAUCUAUUAUUUCAAAUGUGGCUCAAGAGCUGAGUUUAGCCGACAAGAACGCCAUCGUGUCGUCGGCGCCAGCGCUGCCAACCCUGCCCUCUGACUUCAAAGACAUAUUAUCCAGUUAUCGACAUCAGGUCUAUGCGAACGGAACGCUCUUUAUACAAGAAGUAGACAAAUCUGACGCUGGAUUUUAUAUGUGCAAGAUAAGCAACGGAAUCGGCGCCGACUUAAGUAAAGUGAUCCAACUGUACGUCCAAAUGCCCCCUCAUUUCGAGUCAAAGUUCACGAGCGAAACGGUCAGCAAAGGGACGACAGCUAUACUGAAGUGCAAAGCACGAGGAGAUCCAGUGAUGAAAGCCAUCUGGCAGAAAGACAAACAAGUGAUCGAUUCCAGCGUUGAUAAGAGGUUUAGUGUGAAGGAGGAGAUCAUAUCACCCCACAGUCUCAUCUCAUAUCUGGAGAUCGAAAAUGUCGGUCGUUAUGAUUCGGCGCUCUUUACUUGCAUUGUGUCCAACAGUUUCGGAAACGACGACACAAACAUCCAGCUCAUUGUCCAGGAAGUGCCCGAACCCCCACACGAAGUGCAAGUUAUGGACAUCACCAGUCGCUCAGCGGUUGUCGUAUGGAAGGCCUCCUUCUCGGGCAACAACGCUGUCAUCAAAUAUAUCAUUCAAUUCAGAAAACUUUGUUUAUUGGAAACGGAUUGGGAAGAGAUGGCGACAAAUACUGGUAACGACUUCCGGGUGAUCGCUCGUCCGCUGCAACCGAUGUGUAAAUACGAGCUCCAGAUUAGGGCCGAGAACUCAUUGGGCAGAAGUGAUCCGAGUGUUAUCACCACAUUCACCACCAGUGAAGAGGUCCCCGGAGGACCGCCUACUGACGUGACGGCUGAGGCCACGUCCUCCACGUCGCUGAAGAUCCGAUGGAAACCUCCGGCAAAGCACUUACAAUACGGCGCUAUUAAGGGAUAUUAUAUCGGAUAUAAAGUGGCGAACGAUAACAGCGAACAGUUCUCCUAUAAGAGUGUGGAGUCGACCCCUAAUAACGAUGAGAACAGAUAUGAGAUGAGCUAUAUAUCUAACCUCAAGAGAAAGACUUAUUACACGGUUAUCCUUCAGGCCUACAAUAGCAUAGGCGCCGGUCCUCGAUCUGAUGAGAUCAAAGUACUGACACUCGAGUCCCAACCCCCGCGAUCACCACUACUUGAAGUGGUCACCACAUCCGUCGACUCCAUAACACUUCGAUGGGAUAUCAAUGAAUUGGAUUCAGAGGAGAAGGAGUUUGUGUUGCAUUUCAAAGAGGAAAAGGCGAUUCAGUGGACACAGAAACGGCUCAAAACAAAACGCAAUCACUUUGUGUUGGAUUCAAACGACGGCAAAACUGCCGUUAAAUGCGGGACCAAAUACUUGCUGUACAUGACGGCCACCAAUAGCUUGGGAACGGGAGAACCAAGCGAAACCAUAACGACAUCGACUAAAGGUGCGGCUCCGGUAUCGCCGUCGAAGGAUGAGUUCAUUUACCCAAACUCUACGUCAGUGGCCCUCAAACUCAACAGUUGGCUGUCCGGCGGAUGUCCUAUCAAUUACUUCACCAUUAAAUACAAACUUUCACAUCAAAGGCAGUGGAUUAUCUUAAAGGAGAAGCUGUCCAAUAGAUACGAUCCGUUCCUUAUCUAUCAAUUAAGUCCCGGACAUGAAUACGAUCUCUAUGUCGGCGCCCACACCGACGCCGGCAUCACAGAAGCCGAGUAUCGGUUCAUAACUCCCAACACAUCUCUAGUGAUAAAAAUUGGUUCAAUAAACCCGCCGACAAGUGUGGUCUCCCAGUCGACGGCCUCCCUCUCCCUCUUCCAUAACGUGACAAUUAUGUUACCGAUUGUCAUAUCAAUCGUAGUGUUGAUCGCAGUCCUGUCCACUCUGUUUGCGUUUAUGCGGAGACAGCGGUCGGCCAACCAAUCCGUCAAUCAUAUGGACCCAAGAAAUUCAAUACCGAAGAGCGAGCUCUCGAGCGAAAUAUUUCCGUUAAAUGAUUUCGUGAGAAGCAAUUCAAAGCCCAAGAUCUUCGAGAACAACAUGAGUGGUCAGCCCACCGACAUCUACGGCAAGACCACCUCAUACUACGCCACUCCCAACCGACGCAACUCCGGCGUCAACCAUCAGAUGAUGGGCCGACACGUGGCCAACAGUGACCACGAAUACGCCGAACCGCACACACAGUACGCGCAGCCCCGGUGUCUGUUCAGCGACGACACUGAGUGCACCAAUUUGUCUACCUGUGCCUUAAUGGUACCCAACACUAGACUCUGAGCUCCACUUCCCCUCACUCGUGAAGCCCUAUCGUGUACUUCGGACUCAAUUUUAUUUAAAUAAUUAAAUUUUUAUAUAAAUUUCAAAUGAUUGUCUCAAUUAAUUUGGAUACCUUUUACGAUG
Molecule: messenger RNA, 3005 nt
Organism: Oppiella nova
Lineage: Eukaryota; Metazoa; Arthropoda; Arachnida; Sarcoptiformes; Oppiidae
Source: the annotation of a GenBank genome assembly